AAAUAGUAACGUUACUUUGUGUAGUGUUACAUUUCACUUGGUGUAGCCCCUUGGAGGGUUGGUUUCGAGACUCUUCAUGGUUGGGGACUCUGUGGUGGUGUACCACCAACCUGGACCUCGGCUCUUGGGCGUGAACCAGCAAAGGGACCAAAGGCAUGGGCUGCUCUCAAGGGGGUACACGCUCCUGCAACAGCGGCGGUGGCUGUGGUUUUGGAGCGGCAAAUGGCGGCACUUCGAGUUGACGAAGGCGAACCGGUGGAGGAAGGAGUGCAGAAAUUCUUCGACUUGUUGACACGGCUCGAAGGAGCUGAUCUGAACUACAGUGACC
This is a messenger RNA of Closterium sp. NIES-67, 328 nucleotides long. The record is from the annotation of a GenBank genome assembly. Lineage: Eukaryota; Viridiplantae; Streptophyta; Zygnematophyceae; Desmidiales; Closteriaceae.